GUGUAUCAAAUACUUGUUCUCCCCACUGUACAUUGAAUACAGUGAUCACCACGGGAUGUAUAGAAUUAGAAUACAUAAAAUUAGAAUUCACUCCAACGGUUCUAGAAUUAUUUUAAUUCGAUGGGAUUCUAUGUUCCCCUGAUCCAGUAGCAGUGGGGUCUGAGCAGUGGGUGUGUUCCAGAGAGAACACACCCACCACAUGGCCAGCAUCCAGGCUGAGAUCAAGAGCCUUCACAGGGAGGUAGAGGGGCAGAGAAGCUCCCAGGAACCAAAGGCUGCUCCCACCUCCACCCCUGUUCCCUGCCCCGCCAGCCAUGCAUCAUCCCCUGGCCCAGAUGCAUGCUCCUCCAGCCCUGACCCAGCCCAGGCCCCAUUCCUCUCCCUACGACCCUGCGGCUGGUUUUGUGGUCUUCUAUGACCUGGUGCUGGGGUUAGAUGCCAUGCUGAGGGUUCUGCGUCUAGUGCCUGGUCUCUACUCUGGGGGCCAGGAGGUGGGGCGUCCUAAUCCACUGCUCCCUGUGCAGUGCCAGCUUGGAGGGGGUCUGCCUUACUCCCACACUGUGCCCCCCGGGAACUAUGCCCCACUGGCAGUCAAACAGCCUAUGCCCAGGAUGCAGCCGUCUCCCUCCUUGUCUUUGAUGGUUGAGCUCCAGGCUGCUGAGGGCCUGGACGCCUACYGUCAGGAGGUCCAGAGGCUGGUGUCCAAGGGCUGGGCACGGCUGGAGCUCUUCGACCAGCACAACUAGUUCCAGAGCGGGUACUCGAGGGUCCCAGUACGUGCCCUCCUUGUCCGACCCUUCCUCAGCCCAGGCCAGCUCAACUCAGUUCCCAAGGUGAGGGUAGACACCUGUCUGGCUGACUGCUAGUGGUUAGAAUUAAGUUGGAUUGGAAUAUCCAUUCUACGUAAUGAUGGCUUAAAAUUACAAAGAAUAUCAUUACAGGUGAUGACAUAGGCUACAGUUGAAAUCGGAAGUUUACCUACACUUAGGUUGGAGUCAUUAAAACUUGUUUUUCAACCACUACACAAAUUUCUCCACAAGUUUUGGUUUCCAAUCUCCCUGCAACUCUUCAAGGAAACACACCCCUUACCAUGUCAACAUUACAGCUGUCAGCAGCCAGUUAAUUUCACUGAUCACAAGGACCCUCCCCCAUGGAGGAACCAAAUCAGAGGUGAGAAAGAGAGAUGUUGUGGGAUGGAAUCUCUUCCUCACCUCUGAUGAUGAUGAUGACUAUGAUGAUUGAAGCAUUUGGUAAUCAGUAAAGGAAUACUAAUUCAGUCCGGAGAGUUGUGUGACUUAAUUUGAUCCCUUCCAUUGAUUGUUGUAAGUCAAAUCAAAUGUUAUUGGUCGCAUUCACAUAUUUAGCAGAUGUUAUUGUGGGUGUA
Messenger RNA from Salvelinus sp. IW2-2015, 1384 nucleotides. RefSeq names its product coiled-coil domain-containing protein 17-like. The record is from RefSeq and is a predicted model, not a curated record. NCBI's taxonomy places the organism in Eukaryota, Metazoa, Chordata, Actinopteri, Salmoniformes, Salmonidae.